AUGUUGUGGGCUUUGGGGGGAUGCAUCGCAGCUCUCAUAAUUUCAGUGUGCCUCUUCACCUCCUUUUUUAUAAUUAGUGAUUAUCCUACAUGCUCGUGGCCACAUGAAAAGGAAUCUUGCGGGAUCAUAUUCAACAAUUCUGCAGUACCACAUUCAUAUUGGGUGGAUCCCAGUUACGAAGUGAUAUGUGAAGACAACAAAGCGGUGAUGUACAUAAACUAUGGAAGACGUGACGCAGCCGCCAUUAUAGCAGCACCUAAUUCCACCACCACCUUCCGUUACAUCACAACCGGAGUUGGAUCAGGUCAUCCCAAUUAUUGCUCUCUCAUCAAUUCUCUCUCCUUACCGUACGAAGACAUCACCUUCUCCACUUUUCCUGCUGAUCGUAUUAGUGAUUCUUUGAUAGUUGUCAGCUGCGAAAAACCAGUAAAUCAUGAUGGCUACUGGGACAUCUCAGCAGCGCACUGUGGCAAAAACGAAAACCUUUAUUAUUCUUAUGCUUUGUUCGGACCUUACGUCACGGCCGCAGACGUGGCGGAGUCAUGCACCGUAGACUUGAAGGUAACGAUAAGUCGGUUGAGAACGAUGAGAUGUAGCAGAAACUGUACUUAUCCAGAGAUUCAGAGUGAGUAUGCGAAGGGGAUAGACCUUCGGUGGCGACCAUUACGCUGCGAUGACCGGGAACCGGAACCGGAACCGGAACCGGAUCGGGAUGAGAUUCAGGUUGAGUACAAGUACUCCUAUUUUGGAAGUAAAUCCGACUGCACGCAGCACGCAGUAGCGUACAGUUUCGUCUAUUUUGGAAUGAGUGGGAUGGCAUGGGUCGUUGUAAAAUUUGUACUUGGGUCACCCUUUGUGGUUGCUUUCUUGAUAUGUAAAUGGAGAAAAAGGAAUUUAUCCGGAGAUGUUGAUGACACGGUUGAAGAUUUUAUACAGAGUCACAAUAAUUUCAUGCCCAUAAGGUACUCUUACUCUGAAAUAAAAAGGAUGACCAAAGGUUUCAAGCUUAAGUUAGGUGAAGGAGGCUAUGGUACUGUUUAUAAAGGGGACCUUCGAAGCAAACGUAUUGUAGCUGUUAAGGUAUUAUUGACCAAGGCCAAAACCAAUGGAGAGGAGUUCAUCAAUGAAGUUGCAACCAUUGGAAGAAUUCGUCAUGUCAAUGUGGUCCAGCUAAUUGGAUUCUGUGCUGAGAGAACAAAGCAAGCUCUUGUCUACGAGUUCAUGUCUAAUGGGUCUCUUGAGAAACACACAUUUUCACAAGAGCAAGCAAACUUACCAAUAAGCUACCAGAAAAUCUAUGACAUUUCUCUUGGAAUUGCUCGUGGGAUUGAAUACCUACACCAAGGUUGUGACAUGCAAAUCAUACACUUUGAUAUAAAACCUCAUAACAUUCUUCUUGAUGAGAAUUUCAAACCCAAGAUAUCCGAUUUUGGGCUGGCAAAGUUGUACCGAAUAGAUGAAAGCAUUUUAUCCCUAACAGCAGCAAGAGGAACAAUGGGAUACAUGGCUCCUGAGUUGCUGUACAAAAACAUUGGAGGCAUCUCACACAAAGCUGAUGUUUAUAGUUUUGGGAUGAUGUUGAUGGAAAUGGCAGGUAGAAAGAAGAACUUAAAUUUUAUGGAGAAUUCUUGGCAAAACUACUUUGCUAAAUGGGUUUAUGACCAAUUUGAGGAAACAAUAGAAAUAAACAAUGCCACCGAUGAAGAAAAGAAUAUAGCAAAGAAGAUGAUUGUGAUAGCCUUAAAAUGUAUACAAAUGAAGCCAGGUGAUCGUCCCUCAAUGAACGAAGUGAUAGAGAUGCUUGAAGCUGAUGAUGUGCUCCAAGAUGUUCUUCCACCAGAUCCAGGACCUCUCCUAACUUGGCAAAGGAUGUCAGCAGAUGAAAAUGGAUUUGAUGACAACUUCCAUUCAUCAUGAGUUACACAUGGAGGAUCAAUGAGCAUGAGAAUAAAACUGAUAAGU
Gastrolobium bilobum is the source of this 1962-nucleotide messenger RNA. Its product is annotated as LEAF RUST 10 DISEASE-RESISTANCE LOCUS RECEPTOR-LIKE PROTEIN KINASE-like 2.8. The transcript is spliced from 2 exons. Gene Ontology annotation, molecular function: ATP binding; protein kinase activity. The coding region runs from base 1 to 1917 and encodes 638 amino acids. Lineage: Eukaryota; Viridiplantae; Streptophyta; Magnoliopsida; Fabales; Fabaceae. Gene Ontology annotation, biological process: protein phosphorylation. The record is from RefSeq and is a predicted model, not a curated record.